Molecule: messenger RNA, 468 nt
Organism: Rotaria sp. Silwood1
Lineage: Eukaryota; Metazoa; Rotifera; Eurotatoria; Philodinida; Philodinidae
Source: the annotation of a GenBank genome assembly
AUGCUCUAUACAUGUUCUUACAACAGUCAACAUUGUUCAGCAGCAGAUUUCAUUUCAUUUACAACAUCAGCCUAUGGACUCUGCUAUACAUUUAAUGCUAAAUUGAAAAAGGAUAGUGUUAAUAGUAUACGCUAUGGAAAUGAGAAUGGUGGUGAUGGAAGACUUGAAUUAGGUCUCUAUGUUCAUAGUAAUCAAUAUGUACCUUAUUUUGUAGACGGUAACUAUCAACAAUGUGGUCGUGUUAAUCCUUAUAUUUGGAAAAUUCUAUCGAUUAUUUUGCCAGGCACAAACAAUAUUAUCAUAGCACCUCUUUGCGAUUUAACCGAUAAUUGCACUAAUCAAGCUGCGGAUACCUACUUGGCAACACCAUCGGAUGAAAAUGAUCCUGAUUCUUACUGUUCACAAGAAUGUUCAAUAACAGAUUUUCUUUUUAAAAAAUCUUCACUAUUAACACCACUCGAAUGGUAA